Molecule: messenger RNA, 3193 nt
Organism: Linepithema humile (Argentine ant)
Lineage: Eukaryota; Metazoa; Arthropoda; Insecta; Hymenoptera; Formicidae
Source: RefSeq, a predicted model, not a curated record
GUCACGACUGCGGGUACAGGAUGGAUCCUAAGUCUUCUCCGCUGAAUGCGUAGCCGACAGUCGUUCCUUCGAAAUUGCGCUCGCCACGCGACGCUUCCUCAACGCUUCCGAAAUCGCACCGGCGUCAUCGCGCGUCUCAAACAGGAUUAUAUUUUGACGGAACUUUCGCGUUGCGGUAAAUAACGAAGGAUAUAUAUAUAUAUAUAAAGGACGAUACCACGUCGGCGAGUCGUGAAUUGUGAGGAUAAUGUCAGCCCAACGAGCGUGUUUGGAUCCGAGCGAUCGGUGUUUUAUUUGCGGUGAGAAUGAGCUCGGUCAAGGUUGACGAUUGUCAGUGCGACAGCUGUUGAGAAUUCUGAAGAUUCCGCUGAAUACGUUAUUGUUGAUUUUCAACAAAGGGGAUAAGAAGACGGGAGAUACCGACGAGAUUCCAACGCGAGCUCGUACACCCUUCAGAUCCUUCGUCAGAGAUGCCAUCGGGCUAAUACUGAUAUCAUGGCAGCCGAUCUUUACGCGAACGGCUCUGUAAAAUCAACGUCUACCAGAGCCGUAGGCAGCAUGGGGCAGCGUAAAUCCGGCGCCCUGGGAAGCCUAGGCGCCGCGGCGCCCAUAUCAACAGAGGAGGAGCAGUUAAAGUUCCAAGACAGUCGAUUUCUGGCGACUUUAGUGCUCGGCAGAAGUAGGAGAAUCUCGCCGGACGUGUUGCCGUCUUGUUCGCCCGGUGUGUUCCGCCAGAAGUCGUUUCGUUCAUCCACGCCGCCACCGCCGCCGAGGAAGGUGCCAAUACCAGCACGGACGUCACCAGUUGCGCGGGACGGUCGAGCUGUACCUGUAAUCGCAACGAACAAUCGCUACGCUCCUCGCGCAGCCACCCCUACUGUCACCACUGUCCCUGUCGCACCACCACGUGAUAGCGGCUCGCGCACCGCUGUCGGUACUUCGCUAUCGCUCUCGUUGUCGCGGGGUGCCCGAGCGACCAGCAAGCACGCGCGUCUCGGCCCGGCACUGGCCAGCAAAAUGGCGUCCGCGAGCUCCUCCACGGUCGUGCAGGGCUGGCCGAAUACCAAGGACGACUACGAGCUCAAGGAGGUUAUCGGAGUUGGAGCAACCGCCGUGGUGCACGCAGCAUUUUGCAUUCCACGACAAGAGAAAUGCGCAAUCAAAAGAAUAAAUUUAGAAAAAUGGAACACAAACAUGGACGAAUUAUUGAAAGAGAUACAGGCGAUGUCUUCUUGCAACCACGAAAACGUCGUGACGUAUUACACGUCGUUUGUGGUGAAAGAAGAACUCUGGCUGGUUCUGAGAUUACUAGAAGGUGGAUCAUUGCUGGAUAUUAUCAAACAUAAGACCAGGACCACCAAUUGUAAACAUGGAGUAUUCGAUGAAGCCACCAUAGCCACAGUACUUCGAGAAGUACUCAAAGGACUCGAGUAUUUUCAUAGCAACGGACAGAUUCAUAGGGACAUAAAAGCCGGUAAUAUCCUACUAGGCGAGGAUGGCACAGUGCAGAUCGCCGAUUUCGGUGUCAGCGCGUGGCUCGCGACCGGACGCGACCUGAGCCGGCAGAAGGUCCGGCACACCUUUGUCGGUACGCCGUGUUGGAUGGCGCCCGAGGUCAUGGAGCAGGUGAGAGAGGACCAUGGCUACGAUUUUAAGGCCGAUAUUUGGUCACUUGGCAUCACGGCGAUUGAGAUGGCCAGCGGCACGGCGCCGUACCACAAAUAUCCCCCGAUGAAGGUCUUGAUGCUUACGCUGCAGAACGAUCCACCGACUUUGGAUACUGCCGCGGACGACAAGGAUCAGUAUAAAGCAUACGGGAAAACAUUCCGAAAAAUGAUAGUUGACUGUUUACAAAAAGAUCCUACCAAGAGACCAACAGCUACCGAACUGCUGAAACAUCCUUUUUUUAAGAAAGCCAAAGAUAAGAAAUAUCUGCAACAGACUUUAGUGGCAAUUGGACCCAGUUUAGAAACGCGUGUACAGAAAGCAUCAAAACGACAACCUGGUACGUCGGGUCGCUUGCAUCGAACGGUGACCGGAGAGUGGGUCUGGUCGUCUGAGGAAGAGGACAGCGGCGGUUCGAGCGGUGAUGAAGGCGCCAAAGAGACAUUACCGGUUAAUACCAUCGAAAAAGCCAGCAGCGACGAGGAAGCCGGCGAACCCGAUGAGUAUUACGGUCAAAUCAAGGUAGCACCGAGUCAACUCGCGAUACCAGCUACCGAACAAAAUGUUCCUAUAAACUUGGUACUCAGAUUACGAAAUGAAAGACGGGAACUUAACGACAUUAGGUUUGAAUUCACCGUCGGAGUGGAUUCUGCACAAGGAAUCGCGGCGGAGUUGGUCGCUGCGGGUUUAGUCGACGGCAAAGACGUUGUGGUGAUAGCGGCAAAUCUGAAAAAAUUAAUAGAAAGCGGUGGACAAUUGCGGACAGUGACAUUUUCCUUGAACUCUGGCUAUGCGGCAAACGAAAUACCAGAUGACAAAGCGUUGAUAGGAUUUGCUCAGAUCUCUCUCACCGAUUAAACAGUCUCGAUUGCGUUCUGAAUUCUCAGGAUAAUGUUCUUAAUUGAUACAUUCAUCAUAUGUCAAGAUCCAGAAGGUACUAAAAGCUAACGAAUCGGCUGGAUACUACUUCUCGAAGUGAUGAUAAAAAGAAAUGCUUGACAUGCAUACGUGCACAUACAAGUGCAGUUUGAUCACUGAACUAGUUUGCCAGCAGAUCUUAGCUUUUGAUACUUUCGUUUCUUUCAGAUUUGAUUGCAGGGCGUAGAUAUUCGAAACACAUAUUUGUUACAACACAUCAGUAGUAACGAGCUGCUCAAGUGUGCGUCUGUUAAAUAACAUCAUCAAUGUAUAUGUUUCAUAUAAAGACAAUUGAACGGGGCAGAUAUAUAAAAACGCUAUCAUCCACAUACUGGCUUAAGGGUAUACACUUACUCUAAUCAAUAAUGGCUGUAGUUUUGCAUAACCGAAUUGUGUCAUCCAUAUUGCAUCAGUUAUGUAAAUAUUAAUAUUCAAUCAUUUGUUAAGUUUUUUUUUCUUUAUGAUUGAUGUAUCAAACGGGAUAAAGAUACCAUGCCGUAUCUUAUAUAAAUAGGUAAAUUUAGAAGAUCGAGGAAGAGAAUAUUUGAUAGUUUAACUUAUUUGUUCAAGGCGUAAGCAGUUUCUUCUGAAUAGCAGGCUUUUAGUUACA